Molecule: messenger RNA, 856 nt
Organism: Humulus lupulus (European hop)
Lineage: Eukaryota; Viridiplantae; Streptophyta; Magnoliopsida; Rosales; Cannabaceae
Exons: 4
Coding region: 16-729 (237 amino acids)
Source: RefSeq, a predicted model, not a curated record
UAUGGAGAAGGGCAUAUGCCUGGGUUCUUGAGAGGCAUUGAUACUUCGUGUGCUAAAAAGUAUUCUGACUGGAAGUACGAUAUUAAAGAGCACUUAACGAUUAAUGGGCCACAAAAUCGUUAUGGUGGUUGCACGGAUACGCAGUGGCAAAAAGCAAUUGAUUUUUUCCGUCGCCCAGAAAUUACGAAACGUUCUGUGGUCAACAAGGAAAAUAGAAAGAAAUUGAAAGAGCUUAGCUAUGGAGGUUCUCAGUCAAUCCCAGCCUUACGCUAUAAAAAGCGCAAUUUAGAGACUGGGCAACUUGAGUCCAUCCCGGAUAGCUGGAUGGAUACUCACCAUAAAUCAGGCACAGGGUGGGUGACAGAGACAGCAAAAAAUACUUGGGAGGAAUUGCGUGCAUACCGCGACACACAGCAGACACAGGCAACUGAUACUGAGAGUUCCACACCAGUUUCGAGUGCGCCUGAAGAUGAAGACAUAUCUUUGGUACAAAAUGUCUUCGGAAAACGACGGGGCCACCAGAAAGGAUAUGGACGUAUCCUUAACAUAAGGGACCGAACUCCAUUUGAUUUUCGUCCUUCACAAACUAGAGAUGAAGAGUUGUCUGAGAUGAGAGAGCGUCUUCGACAGUUAGAGGAGCAUGUCCGGACUCAUUGUAUCACCCCGGGAUCUCAAUCUGCCCCACCACCACCACCCGAUGAUCCUGAUGUUGGAGCACCGACUCAGUAGGACUUAUGUAUGAAUUUUAUUACAAUUGACUAUUACAUUAUCAUGUUUAAGACAAGUCUUUAUUUUAAUUCAACGAAUACACUCUUAUGUUUUUUUUUAUAUCUUUAAUAUAAGUGUUUUAAUUUUA